This is a messenger RNA of Pecten maximus, 2905 nucleotides long. RefSeq lists its product as uncharacterized. NCBI's taxonomy places the organism in Eukaryota, Metazoa, Mollusca, Bivalvia, Pectinida, Pectinidae. The coding region runs from base 25 to 1815 and encodes 596 amino acids. The transcript is spliced from 8 exons. The record is from RefSeq and is a predicted model, not a curated record.
UUUUCUUUCAUUAUAGGCCACAUUAUGGUAUCCCGGACUCCAUGUAUCUACAUUGUUUUGAUAUUUAUUUGCUGGCUGACAAUGGAAAUAAGUGCCAACACUACGUGCUAUAUCUCUGGGAAUGAAACGCGCGUCACUUUUUCGACUUAUAGAAAUAACAACUGUGGAUUAUGUAAAGGGAUUGGGAUUUGUGUCCGCAAUAUUCAAAACGAAAAAGUAGUUUUGAGUGGGCACAUUGGUACAUUAUUCUACGAGUUUCCUAAAGGGAACAAUACAAGUUUGACGCUUAUAUUAGCCAAUAUCACUUCACCAGAGGAUUACAAACAAAUUCAUUUACUUACAUGUAAUGAUGGAAAGAAAGGAAAGCUUCGAUUUGGACAAUCCAUUGGAGAUUCAACUUUUACUGAAGUGUUUCAUAGAUUUGAAAAUUACAACGUUACACAGAAAUGUUCCUGUUUUGCAUGUAGGUGUGAAAACGGUAACUCUUGUAGCGGCAAUUCUACGGUUCAAGACACCAUUGACUUUUUCUGCAACUGCAAAUUUUCAGAAGAAUCUAAAAAUUCUGCAGUUGAGCGCACUUUCACUACAACCACAGUUUCAAAUCCUAGUUCUACAACAACUUUAUUAACAACCGUUGUUUUGCCUCAAAUUACCACAAAAACCUUCACAAGUAUGACUACCCAGCCAAAUACAACCUCCCAAUCAGACAUUCUGUUGACGACGAGCCCAUCAGAUCGUUCAACAUCGCCUCAAAAAGAUUACGUUUCAGCGGACCAUCAGUCCCAAGGAGAUGGGAUACAUACAAUGGCGAUCGUCGGCGGUUUGGUAGCUCUGGUUGUGCUCAUCAGUAGUGUGAUCUUGUUUAUCUGUCUUCGACGGAGAAAAUGGAAUAAGAAACCACCAGACUCGGCAGAAUCUUGCAUCACAAAUCCGGCCUAUGGAGAAGCGCAGGACGACAAGAAGUAUGCUGGCCUGGAUAAUAAUGGUUAUGAAGAGACUGAAAAUGACGUACACACAUACGCUAUGGCCGAAGAUCCAAAGCAUGAACCAAAGGAUGACGUAGACUAUAACUAUGCCAAUUUUGGUGGACAGCCGAAGUUUCAAGGGCUCACGCCAACGCUUAAUCCCGAAAAAACGGAGAAACAUGCUCCGAGGCCUGGAUUUCAAGCAGAAAAGGGGAAUGCUUAUUUCUUAUCUGAAGCAGGUCUUCCUCAAAAUGAUGAUUAUGAUCUUGCCAAAGAUGUAACUGGUUUUGACGCACAUGGACAACUGGCUGUAAACUCAAACUCAUUACCGCCGCUUCAAGAUAACUAUUUCGUCGUUAAAAAAUCAGGACAAAAUUCAGCCCGAACUGAAAACAGUGAAGCAAAACUAUUCGUACAUGAAAGACACGAUAAUGAUGCUAAUGAGCGUACCGAAGCCAUGCAGAGUGGAACGUUUUUGCCUGGAGGAGAUAAUUACUUUCUUCUCGAAGAAAGUGAUUCGGCCAUUGCAGCAACCGGAAGUAAGGAGUUAGCUGGGAUUCAGGGAGACGACUACUUCCUUCUGGAACAACAAACCGCGACGGAAGCCAAGAACGCAGGAAAUGACGUCUACGAACUCGUACACUCCAGAUCGCACCAGAAUGAUGUAGGCGAUAGAAAAGGUCACGGAAAACGUGCGAUAAAGCCGCACCAAGACGUAGAUACAUAUGAUCACGUGAGAGUUGGUCAUGCCCAGACCAAUGGGAUUGACGAUGGUGUUUAUGAUGAGUUAAGGAAACAAAAUGUUCGUUACCGACCUGACGACGUAGACAAUGAUUACGACCAUUGCUGAACAUGAUUCAGGAUUUGUUAAUGCGCAUAAGUUGAAAGGUCAAAGAACAUAUAUAUAUGAAAACUGACAGAAACAAAAACCAAAAAACAAGAUAUUUCCUAAUUCAAAUGUCCCUAUCAUGAUACCACGAUGUGUAUCAAAUAGUAGGAUCAUGAUUUGAUGAUUAAUUACCUACAAUGUAUAUAUUUCAAUUUGAGCUUAUCUGCAAUUAAUCAAAAUUACAAUAUCGUUGCUUUCAAAAUUUUUGCAUUCUAGUUAAACGUAUGAUAUUAUGUCAAAACAUAUUUGUGUAUCACAACAUGGUUUAAUGAGAUGAAAUAAUUUCCAUUGUACAUAUCUGUAGCAGCCCUUUUCAAUUUUCAGUAUUGAUGAAGUUUUGCAAACCCAUUCCUGCUAAAUAGAUUUUCUAUUGGCAAGCUGCAGUGUGGCCAAUUGGGUCGAGUACUUGUUAGGGCCCCACACGAAGGUGAGAGUGCCAGAUAGUAAUCACUGUGUCCGUCCGUACGUCCGUCUGUCAGUCUGUCCGUCAGCACUUUUAUUUCCAUGCAAUAAUUGAGUUUUCUUGGGCCGAUGUAACUCAAACUUCAUAUAGUUCUUCUUUAUUGAAAGAGCUUGCUUAGAACUGCUUUCCAGCGUCAAAAUUAAAAGGCCAAGGUCACUGCCACUAAAUAUAGAUUAAAAAAAAUCACCUUCCAUGCAAAAUCUAGAGUUUACUUUGGCCAAUCAAACUCAAACUACUUUCAGUACUUCCAUACUUCAAUUGUUUACUUGGAAUUGAUUUACAGAUUGAAAGGUCAAAGAUCAAGGUCACUGUAACUAUAAAUAGAAAAUGAGUUGGGCAGAUCAAAAUAAAAGUUAAGACAGUACUUUCGUGUAGAAAGGUAUUGCAUGGGAUUGCUUUUCUGUGUAGAAGUGCAAAGGGCAACUGUUGCUAAAUAUAGAAAAUCAGUUUUCAUCCAAUAACUUGAGUUUGUUCCGGAUACUGUUCCGACAUAUAAUUUCGCGUAUGCAAAAAAAAGUGUACCGGUGACGUCCGGGACCCGGUGAUGUGACGUCAUUAGAUUAUUGAUGACGUCAAUAACAAUUGCAG